This is a messenger RNA of Baudoinia panamericana UAMH 10762, 2742 nucleotides long. RefSeq lists its product as uncharacterized. Lineage: Eukaryota; Fungi; Ascomycota; Dothideomycetes; Mycosphaerellales; Teratosphaeriaceae. Bases 1 to 2742 code for a protein of 913 amino acids. The transcript has 5 exons. The record is from RefSeq and is a predicted model, not a curated record. Gene Ontology annotation, molecular function: protein binding.
AUGGCGUCCGAAAAUGCGAUAUAUGGGGAACCGUUCCCUGUGACGGUGGCGGAGUUACUGGCAUACACGAGGAAGGAUCUCAAUGAUCAAGCGAAACAGCAGGGCGAAGUGUCAGCGGAGGGGUUGGAGGGGGGAGUGCACACCGGAGUGACGGUGGAUCUCAGCCAUAAGAACAUACAUGCGUUACCGGUUGAGGUCAUUGACCUGAUCAAGGACAAGGUCGAGCGGUUGGCACUGUCGCAUAAUGUUCAGAUCGCGAUACCCACACAGAUUGUGCAAUGCGGUCGGCUGCGGUAUCUAAACCUCAGGGGCAACCAGCUGCGACACUUUCCCGAAGCUGUUCUACAGCUGGCUCACUUGGAGAUCCUCGACCUGAGCAAGAAUAAGCUUGUUUCUAUCCCUGAGGAUAUCAGGAGCAUGACGUCGCUCAAGUUUCUGGCUGUCGCACGCAACAAGAUUGCCCGGCUACCGCUUGCCUUGGGUGAAAUGCCAAGCCUUCAUAAACUAAAGUUUCACGACAAUCCCAUCGAGUAUCCUCCUUUGGAUGCUUUGACCAGGAACUACGACGAUACGACAUCGAACAUUGACGCCGAGACGGAGAGGGACGUAUGUCAACAAGUCAAGCGCUUUCUCAAGGCCGCCGCACUGCGAGAAAGGCUAAAGGCGGACUCGCAAGAGAACUUAAGUGAAAGCAAUGUCGAAACUCCUAGGCCUCCGAAACGGACGUUGACUGUAGGGCGCUUUCCCGUCAGGCCGAACGUUAGUGGCAUGGAAAGCAUGGAAUCACCGAUGUCGAAGUCUCCCAGCGGCGCACCACCCAUACCCUUACGAUCACACGCACGCAAUCAGUCAUCUAAUCCACCUACUUCGAGGAGGCCAGUUAUCACACCUUUGCUCACAGCGGAUCACGAAGUUAGCCGCAGCCGAAGUGAGACAGUAUCAUCAUCAGCAAGUGGCAGCCUAAGAGCGCGACGGCAAGGUCUCAUCGCACCGCGCAAGCCUACUUUAGACAUUAGCAGCUCCGACCAAGCUUCGAGCGCGGCUUCCGUGCGCGCAAGCCAAGCGUCCACGAUCAGAGCCGCGCAUUCCCGCGCAAACAGCUCGGUAUCGACGUUGAAUGGCUUUCUAUACCCAAGCAGUAGCGGCGAGACAUCCUCAGGUGCAGUCAGCCCGAUAGACGGAUCCAUGAGUCGCUAUGGCGCUGUCCGCAGGCUCUCAAGCCUACCUGAGAAUCGCAAUUCGAAGUUGCAAAGUGGUAACGGUGUACGGGCUGCGAAGCGUUUACUCUUCUCGCUAUUUCAGUUGCACGGGCCGAUCGGCGAAGUCACCCGUGCGAUCAAGGACGGCACGCCUAAGCGAACCAUGCUCGAGCGGCAGCUGUUUAGUGCAAACGCACUUGUUGAGGAGCUUGACCGACUGUUGAAUCGUGCCGACAUCAACUGCGAAGAAGAAGACAAGAAUGAUGAGGCAGCCGUGAGCGGCAUUUUGUCGACAUCGAUCGCCGCGCUGAAGGCGUAUGGCUUGGUCGUAAAGGAGUUGCGUCAGCACACGCAACGGGUGAUAUCGCUCACCGAAUCCGUCUACGUUCGCUACCUGAUGUCGCAGGUCUACAUGACAAUGGUCGAGUCGAGGAACAUAUGCUCGAUGCUCGGCUUCAAGCUGCGGUCACCGGCGUCGAAGAGCACACCUCGUACCUCGCGCGCUUGGAGUAGCCGGACAGUCACGCCCACGCAGCCGAAACCGCUAAACAGCCGCCGCAUGCGAGGCGCGACCAUCUUGCAAAGCAUCAGCAGUAACGCUUCCCUCCGCAGCAUGGCGCUACCUAUGCCAUUAUCUGCUAACGGCAGCCGUACCAACACAAUGACUUCGCUGAGCUCAUUCGGAAGCACCAACAUAUCGCGAAACGAGUCCUUCACGUCUCUGGCCUCCAGCACGCUCCCAUCACGCAGCAACACCAUGCGAAGCGUUUUCGAUUAUGGUGAAAACGACGAGCAGUUUGACCACAUCUACCUCAAGCUACAGAGCGCGUGUGACUUGGCCCGGAAAUCUUUACCGCAUUGUCGGACGGAGUUUGUUACACGUAAGGAGAGCGCUGACACAGCGGGCCAGCCACGCGCGGCACAUCACUGGGCGUUGGCGAUCAGUAAAUGCGAUGCGGUCAUUGCCGCGAAUACGCUGCUGCACAACAGGCUCAAAGUUGUUAAGGUGAAGGAUCCUGGCGUCCGCAACCAGAAGGACUUCUGGCAGCUUUGCGACGCUUUCGUGCAGUCAUGGACCGACCUUGCCACAGAGAUAAAAGAUAUAGCCCAACAACGCAUCGACAUCACCACCGUCAAGACCGUUAUGCGACCUGUCCAAAAAGCGGUCAAGGAAGUCAGCAAAACCAUCUCCGAGUCACCCUUAUACCACCAAGCCGUCCGGCAAGCAGGCGGUACCACCUCAACUACAAACGGCCUGGUUCCACCGUUCCCGGCAAACAUCAACACGGCCUAUGCACAAGCUGCGGGACAAACCAAUGGUCUACAUUCUGGCUAUGUAACUCCCGUGCCGGCGACGCCUUUGUCUGCGGCGCUGGGCCCGGCGGUGCAAGCUACUGUCGCAAGUACGCCGCCAGCAAACCUUGGGCCUCCGUCGGAGUACUUUCAGAAUGCUGCAGCGCCAGCUGGGUAUGUGCCGAAUGGGAGGGUCGUGCAUGAGAGGGUUGAUACGAUGAUGCAGCCUACACCAUUUGGGAGACGAUGA